Molecule: messenger RNA, 2048 nt
Organism: Elaeis guineensis (African oil palm)
Lineage: Eukaryota; Viridiplantae; Streptophyta; Magnoliopsida; Arecales; Arecaceae
Product: patellin-3
Molecular function (GO): lipid binding
Source: RefSeq, a predicted model, not a curated record
AAAGCCAAUAUGCUAUAACCCUAUCUCUUCUUUCCUUCUCUCCCUUCGCUUUUCUCCAACUCCCAGCAAUGGCCGAGGAGACCCAGAGCAAGGCAUCCGAGGCGGCCCAGGUCGUCGUCGCCGAGGCGGUGGCGGCGGCGGAAGAGGAGGUGGUGAAGGAACCGGCGCCUGCGACGGCCCCCGAGGCAGAGGAAGACCCCAAUAAGACGGCUUUGCCUGCCGAGACGGCGGCUGAGGACGAGAAGAAGCCUGCUGCAGAGGAGGCUCCGGCCUCCAACGACGCCGUCCAAUCCGUCUCCUCCAAGGAGGAGAGCAACCACGUCGCCAACGUCGAUGACCCCGAGAAGAGGGCCCUUGACGAGCUCAAGCAGCUCGUCCAAGCGGCCCUCGCCAACCACGAGUUUUCCCCUCCACCGCCGCCCCCGCCAGCGGUGGAGCCGCCAGCGAAGUCUGAGGAGGAGUCCAAGCCGGAAGAACCUUCUGUUCCGGCGCAGGCUGAAGAGGAACCAACCCCACUGGCCGACGUUCCUCCGCCGACGGCGGAGGAGAAGGCCGUCGUGGUGGAGGAUGACGGCGCCAAGACAGUAGAAGCCAUUGAAGAGACCGUCGUCCCUGUCACCGCCCCGCCAGCCUCCGAGGAGGCGCCUCCAGCGGCGCCGGAGGAGGAGAAGACCCCUGCUCCUCCGGCAUCCGCUGCGGCGGCGUCGCCGCCGGCGAAGGAGGUGCUCAUCUGGGGAAUCCCGCUCCUCGGCGACGAGAGAAGCGACACCAUCCUCCUCAAAUUCCUCCAAGCCCGGGAUUUCAAGGUGAAAGAAGCCAUGGCAAUGCUGAAGAACGCUGUGAUUUGGAGGAAGGAGUUCGGGAUCGAGGCCCUCCUCGAGGAGGACCUCGGCAUCCCGGAGAUGGAGAAGGUGGUGUUCAUGCACGGCGCCGACAAAGAGGGACACCCGGUAUGCUACAACGUCUACGGGGAGUUCCAGAACAAGGAGCUAUACGCCAUGGCCUUCGCCGACGAGGAGAAGAGGCAGAGGUUCCUCCGGUGGAGGAUCCAGUACCUCGAGAAAGGCAUCCGCCAACUGCUCGACUUCAGUCCUGGUGGAGUCUCCACCAUGGUUCAGGUCACUGAUCUCAAGAACUCAAUCGGUCCAAUGAAGCGCGAGCUUCGCCAAGCCCUCACCCUGCUCCAAGAUAAUUACCCUGAGUUUGCUGCCAAGCAGAUAUUCAUCAAUGUUCCAUGGUGGUAUUUGGCUUUCAAUCGGAUGAUCAGCCCGUUCUUCACCCAAAGGAGCAAGAGCAAGUUUGUUUUUGCUGGGCCAUCCAAAACAGCUGAGACCCUUUUCAAAUACAUCGCUCCUGAGCAAGUCCCAGUUCAGUAUGGAGGUCUGAGCAAGGAGAAAGACCCCGAUUUCACCUCUGCCGAUGCAGUUGCUGAGAUCACCAUUAAGCCCUCGGCAAAGCAAGUCAUAGAGAUACCAGUUACUGAGAAAUGCCUUCUUGUUUGGGAGCUCCGAGUCCUGGGAUGGGAUGUGAUCUAUGGCGCGGAGUUUGUGCCGAGUUCGGAGGAUGGAUACACUAUAAUUGUGCAGAAGGCUAGGAAAUUGGUUGCCACUGAUGAACCUGUGGAGAAGAACAGCUUCAAGAUCGGCGAGGCAGGCAAGGUGGUUCUUACAGUGGAUAACACCUCUUCUAAAAAGAAGAAGCUCCUCUACAGAUACAAGAUUAAGUGCUAUACUGAAUCCAUUUGAGGAGCUGCCUGAGGAAGGGAUAUGAGAAUUAGAAAGUGAUUUCUGAACAAUGGCAUUUUCCAGUGGAUAAAUGCAGACUUGAAAUGGUGUUAUGUGGGAAGAUGGUUAUUUCCCCAGUGUUUUUGCAUCUUGUUUUCAUUUUUGAGUUUAUUUUGUUUAAUGUAAGUGCAUUGGUGGUGUUAAUUUUUGGGGAGACUUGGUGUCAAUUUGAGUUAUUUACUUUGUAAUUUAUCUGUGUACAUUUGCUCUCUCUGGAUUUACUCUUGUUAUAUGAUUGCUUUGCUAGGAACCUUGGCCAUGGAA